AUAACUCGAGCGGAAGGGCGCAGGCAAGAGAGGCAACCACCGCUUCAGCAGCAAACCCUUCCCGAUUGUUGGAGAGCACGCCGAGAUCUGCCCCCCAUGGCUUCCGCGCCGACGCAGCCGCCCCUCCUCCCGGUCACCAACCCCACGGCCGCGGGCUCGGCGCCCGCCUCCGGCGGCGGUGGCGGCCUGGACGCGCCGACCGCCACGCCGGCGUUCCGGCUCUUCAUGAGCCGGAUCUCCGAGUCGGCGCGGCGCUCGCUGUCCGACCGGCGCCCGUGGGCCGAGAUGGUCGACCGCUCGGCCUUCUCGCGGCCGGACUCCCUCUCCGACGCCACCUCGCGCCUGCGCCGCAACCUCACCUACUUCCGCGUCAACUACACCGCCGUCGUCGCCUUCGCGCUGGCCGCCUCGCUCCUGGCCCACCCCUUCUCGCUCCUCAUCCUCCUGGGGGUCCUCGCCGCCUGGUGCUUCCUCUACAUCUUCCGCGCCUCCGACCAGCCCGUCGCGCUCUUCGGCCGCACCUUCUCCGACCGCGAGACGCUGCUGGGGCUCGUCGUCGCCUCCAUCGUGGCCUUCUUCUUCACCCCCGUCGCGUCGCUCAUCAUCUCCGGGAUGCUCGUCGGCGGCGCCAUCGUCGCCGCCCACGGCGCCUUCCGCAUGCCAGAGGACCUCUUCCUGGACGACGCCGACGCGGCCAGCGGCAACAGCGCGGCCCAGGGGCUGCUGUCCUUCCUCGGGGCACCCGGAUCUAGGGUUUGAGGCGGCGGGCGACGAGAUCUGGUAGGCUUCCUGGGCGCGACAAGUUCGUCUUAAACUGGAGUUACCCUGGAUCUGAUAUUGCUUUAACUGUGCCCUGUAUCUUCUCCAGUUCAUCGUUCUGUAGUUACAGAUCUAUUGGUUUAUUGUUGAUCCUGAUCGAUGCGCCGACUUUUGCCUAUAUGCACCAUUUUCUCUCGUGAGUUCCACGUUGCGAUGGAAGUUUAGUGUUCAAGACUUGAGUACUUUUAUAUAAAUGUAUGAUGUUUAACUAUAUCAGUGAUGUAGAUGGUAUGUUCUCAGGGUAAUGAAAGCAUAGUACUAGUACA
This is a messenger RNA of Triticum dicoccoides, 1085 nucleotides long. Its product is annotated as PRA1 family protein B2-like. Bases 97 to 759 code for a protein of 220 amino acids. Gene Ontology annotation, cellular component: Golgi apparatus; endoplasmic reticulum. The transcript has a single exon. NCBI's taxonomy places the organism in Eukaryota, Viridiplantae, Streptophyta, Magnoliopsida, Poales, Poaceae. Gene Ontology annotation, biological process: vesicle-mediated transport. The record is from RefSeq and is a predicted model, not a curated record.